AUGGCCCCGGAGCGCGGUGACCGCUCGCUCCCCGGCGGUACCGAGGGUCUUCCCCGGGUUUUCCUGCAGAGCCUGCGGACUCUUUUCGAUAUCCUGGAUGACCGGCGGCGGGGUUACGUGCACCUGCGGGAGAUCGAGUCGCGCUGGCGGGGAGCGGAAGCCCAGGAGCUGCCUGCCGGUGUGAUGGAGGGGUUGCGGCAGGCGGCGCCGGCCAGCGGGUACCUCACCUUCGAGAGGUUCGUCCUGGGGCUGCGGGCGGCUCUGCCUGGGGCUGAGCCCCCGAUGGAGGGUGUCAGCGGCGGACGGCGGAGCGUAGAGAAGCCACCAAGCCCUCGCUGUUCCGAAGAGCGGCGGGGGAAGAGCGCCGGGCAGCGGGAACCGGGGCAGGGCCAGCCCCGAGGCCGCGGUGAUGAUGCAAAGUCUGCAGGGCAGUUCCAGGGAGACAGUGGCCACCCAGAGGCUGGGGACACUCGGAGGCAUCAGAGAGGCCGUGCAGAACACCGGAGACACACCAUCACCAAUGGUGUGGACUUCAGCAUGCUGAAGUACAUGAAGGAGCUGGAACAGGAGAAGGAUGUCCUGUUGCAGGGCCUGGAGCUUAUAGACCGGGCUCGAGCGUGGUACUGCCAGCACAUCCAGCUCAUGCAGGAGCACCAGCGGCUCCUGGGGAAGAAGAGGACCAGUGCUGAUUUCGCUGAGGGUGGCCAGAGUCACCUGGGGCGCCUGGUGCCCAAGCUUCAGGAGGUGAACCGCUGCCUGGGUGACCUUCUUUCCACUGCUGGCAAGGCAGCAAACCCCUCCUCAGCCCUGAGCAGGCUGGUGCCUGUAACAUCCCCAGCCUCCACAGGCUCCCAGCAAGCCAUCAACAUGCUGAAGGAGCAGAAUCGGCUUCUCACUAAGGAGGUGACUGACAAGAGUGAGCGCAUCACCCAGUUGGAGCAGGAGAAAUCUGCCCUGAUCAAGCAGCUCUUUGAGGCUCAUGCCAACAACAACCAUGAGAUGAGCCAGCUGGACUCCACCUUCAUCUAGCACAUGCCUCCCCCACCCCAUCCCCAAACUUCCUCGGGAUUUUCAAGGGACUCUUGUUCCAAACUAAUCACACCCACUGCUCCAGGUGUUGUGUCUCAAGAUCUGGGGCUGCUGGUGGCAUCUCUGUGGGAGGAAGCUGGGAGCCCUUUUGGGGAGCAUCCCUGCCCUGCUGGUGGUUUAUCAGCCACGCUGUUCUCAAGCUGCUCCUUUCCUGUCUCUGAAUGGGUUGCAGGGACACUGUCCCCAGCCCUGUGACCCCCAGCAUGUGGGAGACAUGGCUGCUGUCUGUGCUGCCUGUGUGGGGUGAGCUGCUGUGCCCUUGCUGACUUAGGCUGGAUUUUGGGGGCUCAUGGGAAAAAGUGAUGCAUCUUCAACACUCCAGCCAGCAUCUCCAGACAAGCCUGGUCCUUAGAGGCUCAUGCUUGUCCUGCCGUUGGAAGACUAAGAUUGGAAAUCCAAGGAGGCAUGCCUGGCCCCUCUCUGCUGCCCAUGUUCUGCCUGCCAGGGACACUGUCCUGGCCCUGUAGUGCCCAAACUGGUGGUCCUCAUGGCAACCCCUCUGUCGUGUUUGUGGUAGUGAUACCAUAGUUGCUGUUUACAUGUCUGCAGGUUCCUGUAGGGAAUGAGCCAUAGACCUAAUCAAGAUAGCCUCUGCCUCUGAGCUGCUGUUUUGGGCUGUUGACAAGUUGAGACAGACACCUCGCCCUUUACUUGGCUUGACCUGGCAAAUACUUCCUGAUACCUGCCAGGAUUACAUUCUUUUCAUGACUGUCAGAGAAAUGAUGUUCUGUAGCCUGGGGAUGCUCACAUCAGCCUGACCUCGCGGAGGGGCUUUAGAACUUGGUUUUGUAUUUAACUGAGUGUGAGACAGAGCAGAGGCUAACAGGCUCUUCCCUGUGCACAUCUCCACAUGGAGAAAUGGCAGCUCUGCCUCACGUGGUUGUGGAGGCUACUGCCAGGGAUGACAUCCUGACUGUGAGCUGCACUCUUCUGCAGGUGUCUUGAGGGGUGGUGGUGGUCUAAGAUGAGUCCUGGCGCAUCUCAGGACUCCUCCUGCUUCCCAUCAUGAUGGGAUUCCCACCUCAGUGAUGAUGCUAGAGCUGAAUGACAUUUGACUGUGGCUUGCUACUUGGUAUCCGUGGUACUUUCACUGGUGAUCCCAUGUAGCACAGCCUGGCCCGCUGUACCCCCAGGGCCAAGGCCUUUCUCUCUGGGGUUGUUUUGUGCUCCGAUUCUCCAAGUAUGAUGCUGUGACACUGAACUGAGCUGGGCAGAAGGUGCUGGCUCUGCCCUGAGCUGACACAUGCAGGCCAAAUCUCUUCUCACUUUUGUUCUUAUCUGUCAGGACUCUCUCCCAUGCAGCAGUUCUCUUUGAGGUUGAUCCUGAGCUAAAGCUCACUGCAAUGUAUGAAUCCCUGCUCUGCCCUUUUGCCUGCAGCUGGAGUAGGGAUCAGUAGAGUGCCAGGGGGAUGGUGGAGGAGGAGCAGCAGGGCCAUGGCUCGUCAUGUCCCCUGUCCGCAAGAGUUGGGUUUUAGUUGUCCCCUGGGCAUCAGUUUCUGCUAUCCUUUUUGUGGUGUCUUCUCUGGUGUCCAGUGCCUGUUUUGCCUAAGGUUUAAUUAGAACGGAACCUUUUUAUGAGGGUUAUCUGUCUGUAGGGCUAAUAAAGUGGGGUGACCUAUUUAAUUUAUCCUUUUGUCUCUCUCCCUAAAUCAGCCCAUCUACUGCUGCCAGCCCUGAAGUCCCUGACUGUCCUGUCUCUCAGAACGCAGGGGGAGCUGAAGCUGCAAUCUGGUGAGCAAACAAAGAGCCCAGGGGGCUCUGCACCUGGAUAUGUUUCCAUGUCCUUUCCCAUCACCUCUGGGCUUCCCAGGGACUGGGGAUGCCCUGUCCCCUGCUGUGGGGCAGGGUCUUAAACCCACCUGCACCCCUUCCAAGUGCUGUAGCUUCAUCUGUCUAUUCCUCCAGAAGCUGUGCUGGGGCUCACACUGCUAAGGCAGUGCUGGUGCAAUUCACAACCUCUUACUUGCUUUUAAGUAACCUUUCUCAGAGCUGCCCCAUAGAGGUGGCAACACUGGCUGGUGUUCUGCAGCAGCUCCUUUCCACAGGGUCAGUCACAGGGGACCUCAGUGGCAUGGCAUGUGUAGCAAGUGUCCCUCUGCCCUAUGCUGAGAUGGCAACUCAGUGAACCUGUGCUGACUAGGGAACCCUCCUUCCAUCGGUUGUGGGGUGAAACCUGCACCCUGCAGAGGCUGAGCCUCCCCUGCUGGGAGCGGAGCCAAAAGGGAGACCCCAGUCCACUUACUGGCACCUGGUGGAGGGAUCUCUGCCAUGGCCUGUUCCAGGUGCUGCUUAGGGCAGCCACUAGUUCCAGAUGGGGCAGGAAGAGGGUUGCUAAUUGCCCUUGGUUCCCAUUUCAUGCCUUUACUCGGGUGUGGAGCCCAUGAGGGCUUCCAAAGGAAAAAGAGAGUCACAGUUCCCGCUCCAGGCUGCUCCAUGCAGAGCCAGGGCAGCUCUCUCUGUCCCAGCCCUUGCCAGCAGCUCUGGCCCCCACCCUGCUUUCUGUGAGACUGCUGCAGGUUGCAGGGUAGCUCUGGCAGUGCCAGGGCCCACUGGGACCAAGUUUACCCUGGAAACUGCAGGGCUCACCUCAGGCUGUCACUCUGGCCUGCCCACACUGUUUCUAGGUCCCUGAUGAGCCUGACCCUCCCCUGUGGGUCUGUGCUGUGUCCACUUUGGCGCACUUAACUGCGGGGGCUGGCUCAGGGGCCAUGAGACCUGCAUUUGAGGCCAGGUCUGAUAGUGAUGUGUAUGCUGGGACAUGUAGGUGAACACCUUCCAUUCUCUUCAGGCCUUUUCCUGCUGGAAUUGGGUUUGCAUAGAUCUGUGGUGCCUCCAGGGCCCUGAUAACUGCUGGAGCCCACUGUGAGACAUAAACUUUGAAGAAUUCAAGAUUUUAGAGAAACUGAGGCCUUAAUUAAAAAUAAGCCUUGCUUAAUCUAAUUAAAAAAAAAAAAUAGAUGUGCCUUGCUAAAAUGAAAGGUAGUUAGAGAGGCUUUGCUAAAAUUAGAGGUUGAUCAUUGGCUAAUAACUGUCUGUCAACUUUAUGCUUGUUCAGCUGGGCUUAUAAGGAGAAACAAAGAACUUCAAGAACAUAAGACAAUUGCAAAUCAGAAACCCAUUGAAGACAUGAAACUAGGAGCCCAGCCAAGGGUCCGUUUGUCACUUUGCAUUGAAAAGGCAGAAAGGUCAGAACGAGGAAGAGCCAUAUCCCUUCCCUCCCUUUUGUGACCCCUGCUCCUAAUAAGACCACCGACCCAUUUCAAAGAACAAACUACACAUGCUUAAUUGUUUUUUUUUAAAUUAGCAUAAGAAGCAGAGAGUGGGUGACAACUGGGUUAUGAAUAUGCAUUUGUAUUUAAUAUUUUUGUAAAUAAAAAGCCUGUAUUUACCUGUAUUUGGGGCCAUGCAUAUUAAGGGGAGACCCAGCACUGGUCCAGCACUGGCCCAGAGCUGCUAAUAAACAUACA
Molecule: messenger RNA, 4556 nt
Organism: Pseudopodoces humilis (Tibetan ground-tit)
Lineage: Eukaryota; Metazoa; Chordata; Aves; Passeriformes; Paridae
Gene: SAPCD2
Product: suppressor APC domain containing 2
Source: RefSeq, a predicted model, not a curated record